AUGGAGGUACAAGGUCUGAAAGCGAUUGCGCCAAAUCGUAUUGUCUAUUGUACGAUGGAAGUGGACGGACACAAACUCCAAACGGAUCAUGCCGAAGCGCAACGACCAUCCUGGGACACGCAAGGUGAUUUCUCGACGAAGAACCCUUUGCCGGUUGUGAAAGUGAAGUUGUACUCGGAGGUGAAAAGUAUCGUCUCUUUCGAGGACAAGGAAUUGGGAAAGCAGUACGAAUACUACGAUAUAUGGCCAAUGAAUAAGUUUGAGUGGGAUAGAAUUGCAAAGACUGUCAAGGUCUAUCUUAAGCAAGUAAGGGACGGUAAAGAGAUCGUAAGGGUAAACAGUGCUAUCGAAGUAUUCCAAAUUCGCAGUGACUAG
Molecule: messenger RNA, 375 nt
Organism: Ostertagia ostertagi
Lineage: Eukaryota; Metazoa; Nematoda; Chromadorea; Rhabditida; Trichostrongylidae
Source: the annotation of a GenBank genome assembly